GCGAGUGUAGCUAAACGAAUUGUAUAGAAAAUUUAUAGAAGAAUAGCAAAAGCAAAAAGAGAGAAAAACAACAGUGCAUUUUAUGAGGAUCGUGAGCAUCCGUUAUACCUCGUUUAUGUUAUGUAUUGUAUUUAACUUUGUGUGUGCUUUACCUACUACUGAUUACCAACUCACUGGAGUUAAGGUCUGCUGCUGAGAAGUGAAAACAAGUUUUGCGCCCCAACUUCAACGCGUUCACAGUUGGCAGGCGUUUAUGUGUUGUUGCGCGCCCCUCACUCUCGGUCUCAGUGUGUGCACAGCAUCACCUCCAUCCGGCACGUCGCCCCAAACAAACACGCUUUUCAACGGAGCUCGGUUUACUUGCGCCUACCUAUCUACCGACUGCCGCGCUGUCAGUUGGUUUUACGCGCUGUUUUGUAGUUAUUCGACGGUAAUACGUUGGCUGUGUGCUCGCUAUUCGGCGUUUAACUCAAUCAUUCGUUCGUUCGUUUUCUCAUUUUUGGCUGCUCCAAAUCAAUUUGUGCAUUCUCAUUUAAUCGUUCAUAUUUAUUUGUUUGCAUUGUUGCAUUUGUUGUUGCUGACAUUGUGUUCGUGCAAUUUGAGCCUUUUCGGUAGGGCUGCGCUGUUCCCGCUGCUGGCUGCCGAUUUUUUUGGCGUUUGUGUAACAGGUGAAUCUAAUUGAAUGGAAGAGUGACACAAUAGUUUAGUUGUUUUCGAAUUUGGUUUAAGCUGAUGAGGCGUAAAUUGGCUUUCUAUGGCUAAAAUAUAAGAAUGUGUACAAUAGAAAAUAAAUAAAUAAUUACAAAACCAAAUUUCCUCAAAAAGAAAUCAUCAUCUUCUCUUUCAUCCUAUGUGUGUGUAUAAAAACAUAGAAAAUAAAAAUGAAUAAAUCUGUGUUUACAUAAGUGUUCAAGUGUCUCAGAAAACUAGAAAAAAAAACUUGAAAAAUACAACAACAAAUACUUCACAACAAAACAUUCAAUUUGGAUUAUAAGGAUUAAGCAUAUGACAGUGAAAAAACUUUUAAUAAUUUAUAUGACGAAAUAUGUAGACCUGCAGCAAUGGCAUUAAAUAUCAAGUAGAAGAUUCAGUCAAGCCAGCAAGCGUGCGUAAAUUUCAAUAAAAUGUGAGAAGUGUAGCAUACAAUUAAUCCCAUUUACAGUCUCUCAACAAUAAUACUAAAUACAAACACAACAUACGAAAAAGACAUACCCAACAAAUGGAGCCCAAGCACAGAAAUUUAAAAUAAUCAACAAAUUUAAAUCAACAAUGCAACUACACGAUUUUGUGCAUGUAAUUUUGCAAUUAUCACUUAACAUUCACACCUACUGAGCUACAUAUCUGCGACUGAAAAUCACAUGCAUGUCUCACGCAUAUCGCCAUAUCGCAAGUACACAUGUGCGCACAUAUGUAUGUCUCUAAAUAUAUGAGUGAUUGAGAUUGUUGUUGUUUGCAGCAGUACUAAAAAGAACGCCAAUAAUUCGUUCACUCUUAACUCUACACCAUCAACAUCCUUGACGUCAACACUCGAGUUGAAAUUCACUAAAAAAAAAACGAAAGAAAAUCUCGUGGCUCUCUCUUAAGCUUUUACGUGAUUGGCUUACAUAGCAUACGUGCAUACAUACCUAUCCUCCAAUAAGUUAAAAUAUAUUUAUUGUGUUGUACUGCAUUGUUGAUGCUUCAUUCUGCGGCAUUUUUCACCAUAUUUGGCCUUUCGCACAAGAUUAUCUCGCGCACAUCCUGCUGCAUCGCAUCGCAAAUUCCAACGCAUAGCCUCCGAUAGCAUCGCAACAGUUUUGCUGAUUGUAUGGCAUUAUAAUUUUAAAUCAACUACACAAUUUUAGAGCUACAUAAUGUCACCGCCAUUUACCUUGAGUCGAAGCGCCAUAGCGAGUGCGACGCGCUCGGUAUUGUUACUGUUGUUAUUGAGUUGUCAGCGCGCUGCCAGUAUUCUGGGAAAAUCACAAAUGUGCGAAGUAGAAACGGGCCAAACGAAUAUAAUAUUGGAUAUCGAGGAGAGUCGGGGCGAUUUUAUUGGCCAACAGACCACGCCGCCGGAGUUGCCAAUUCACGGUGAUCCCUACACGGAAAUUGCACUGGAUCUAGUCUUCCCAAAGGGGAAUCCAACAUUCUUGUUAGAUGGCAAGAAAUUGCAGCUGCUACAACCACUCGAUCGCGAUGAGGAGAAUCUGAGUCACAUUGUCUUUCAGGUCUCCUGCUCCAUUCGCAAUGCAACAAAUAAGCGACGCAGCAUUCCGAUUAUUGUGCGCGUAUCUGAUGUCAACGACAAUGCACCGCGCUUCAUGAACACACCCUAUGAGGUCACAGUGCCGGAGAGCACACCCGUCGGCACUACGAUCUUUCGCCACAUUCAAGCACUGGACAAGGAUGCUGGUGUUAAUGGACUUGUUGAGUAUUUUAUUGUUGAAGGCAAUACAAAUACAACUGAAGAUGAGAAAAUGACAAUUGCCGAUGGAUAUGGUACAUUUGCAAUUUCCUUUCCACAUCAGGGGCAGGUGACUGUUGCCAAAACGCUGGACUACGAGAAGGUGCAACGUUACUAUCUAACCAUUGUUGCAACGGAUCGUGCGCGCAACGUAUCCGAGCGUCUCUCCUCCACUACCACGCUCACUGUAAACAUAGCCGAUUCGGAUGAUCAGGAUCCAUCGUUUAUUUAUCGUGGUUGUGUGCUGCUCGAUGGCGCUUGCAUAAAUCCCGAGUACUCUGCUUCUGUGCCUGCGGGCUCGCUACAAGGUGUGCUCACCGUGACACCCGAACGCAUACAAGCCGUGGAUUUGGAUACCAUAAGUUCGCCCAUUCGUUACUCCUUCGCUAGCGGUAUGCCGAGUAAUUAUGCAGACUACUUUGAGAUCGACGAACAGACGGGUGUGCUGAAGCAGAUCAAGGCGGUGGAUACUUCGACGGCUAAGAAGUAUGACAUUGUUGUAAAGGCGGAGGAAGUGUCCAUAGCGAAACGUUUUACCACAGCGAAGUUGACAAUCAAUGUAAAGCCCGUGGAUGCCAACCCGCCGGUCAUAUCUGCGAGUGAGAUCGAAGGUUAUGUCGAUGAGAAUUCGCCGAUCGGCACUCGCGUGGUGGAUGUCAAUGGCAAACCAAUCUCUUUCAAGACCACAGAUGCUGAUUUGGGCGAGGAUGACCCGAAACCUGAUUAUAUUUACGAACUCACGACGCCUUCCUUCGAUGUCACAAAUGAUGGCAUUUUGAUUGUUAAUGAAGAAGGCUUGGAUCGCGAUCCACCUGCGCCAGGACGUUAUAAGUUCCAAGUGGUCGCACGGGAGCCACGCACCAAUGCUGCCAGUGCACCACUCAGUCUGACCGUGCAUCUGCGCGACGUUAACGACAAUCCACCCAAAUUGGCGAUGGUGCCACCAAUCACGAUCACCGCCGGUGAUGGUCAACGCACAGUGACCAAAGUUACUGCCACGGACAAUGACGAGGGUCCAAAUGCAAUUAUCACCUACUCAAUCUAUCACGUUUCGAAUAAUGGCCUGCAAAAGUUCAGCAUCGAUGAGAAGACUGGCGAGAUAGAAACGCGAGGUCGUCUGUUGGCCGGCGAGCAGUAUAGUAUAACGGUACAAGCUACAGAUAAUGGUGGUCUUUCCUCGCAAGCUAUUGUAGAGAUCGCUGUGACGCCAGGACCAAAUACGAAGCCACCCAAGUUCGUGAAACCCAUCUAUGAGGUGCAAGUGAGCGAAGGCGCUGAAAUCAACUCCACCGUGACUGUUGUACAUGCCGAAGAUCCCGAGAAUGAUCCGGUGCUUUACUCGAUAGUUUCGGGCAACGACUUACGUCAGUUUGCGGUCGGACAAGAGAGCGGUGUUAUUAUGGUUAUACGCAAACUGGAUCGUGAAAGCCUAACUCGCUAUCAACUCGUUGUAAAGGCCGAAGACAAUGGUGGGCUUUCAAGCAGCGCAACGGUAAACAUUAAAGUGACCGAUAUCAAUGACAAAAAUCCCGAGUUUGAUGAGUCCACACUGCCGUAUAUGUUUGAAGUAGACGAAGGCAAGAAGGAUGCUUUCGUUGGCAUUGUACAUGCUACUGAUGCCGAUGAGGGUAUAAAUGCAGAGAUUACCUACUCUAUGCCGCAAGAUAUACCCUUCUCCAUUGACGGUAAGUCGGGUGAGAUACGCACUGCUGCACCCUUGGACUACGAACGUCAGAAAGAGUACCGAUUCGUGGUGACUGCCAAAGACGGCGCGCCUGAUGCACGUCUCGGCACAGCAAGUGUUACCGUACAGGUGCGUGAUCUACCCGAUGAAGUGCCGAAAUUCGCCGAUGCACGCAUCGACGUGCAUGUACCCGAGAAUGAGGCGGACUACUUAGUAGCUACCGUACAGGCAUUCGAUCCAGACACUGUGCAAGAGAUUACCUAUGUGUUACGCAAGGGUGCAACGGAACUCUUUAAAAUAUCACCGAAAAGCGGUGAGAUACGCACCACCAACGGCUUGGAUUAUGAGAAGAAGAAACAGCAUGAACUUAUUGUCGGAACUAUUGAAAAUGAUGGAGACGGGCCAGGCGAUACGAUACGCAUCUACAUCGAAGUGGAUGAUCGCAAUGAUGUGCGACCGGUGUUCGCCGCAGUUCCUGAACCCGUUACCGUAAACGACGAUCAGCCGAUUGGCACCCGUAUAGCCACUAUGGCAGCCAUAGAUGGUGAUGGCUCAUCGCCAGGCAAUGUAGUGCGCUACGAGAUGGUGGGGCGUGGCAAAGCACUGAAGUACUUCCAGGUUGAUGCGGACUCCGGUGCAGUGCACAUAAGGGAUGAUCUACGUAAAGAGGAAGACACCGAGUAUCAGGUGGACAUACGAGCAUAUGAUAUGGGUGAACCACAGUUGAGCUCCGUGGCGACGUUGCCAGUUUUCGUGCGCCAUCUGUUAGUCGAUCCAAAUGAAAAUGGCAUGAUGGAGGGUAAAAUGAAUGAUGGUGCUAUAAUGAGUCCCGAGAGUGUAGGUUUAGCAUUCAGUGAUGAUAGUUACACGACAGGUGUGCCAGAAACCACGGGCAUUAAUGCGACCAUAAAAGUUAUACAAGUGAUCAACUCAAAGAAAGCGCGUGAUGGUACACCCAGCUUUAAGUGCGAGAUCGUUAAGGGUAAUGAGCUCGGCUACUUCGAUAUAAACACCGAGGAUCAUGGCUGUGGCGUUAGACUAGUGAAGCAUCUAGAUUUUGAGAAUACGACUGCCUACUCGUUGAGCACACGACUGAUAUCGCACAAAUAUUUUGUAAAUCCACAAAAGAGCAUGGCCAUGGUGAAGAUCAUAGUGCAGGACGAAAAUGAUAAUGCACCCGAGUUCGUUUUCAACCGUCCACAUCCGAUGCGCAAAGACACUUUCUAUGCUGUGGUGGCACCCGAAACCGAUAUUAACACACCGAUCUUGCAAGUACGCGCCACCGAUCGGGACUCGGGCAAAUACGGCAUGAUACGUUAUAAGAUCUUCGAUGAGGAGGACAAUGCGAUCAGUGAUGAGCAUUUGCCCACGACAUAUUUCAUUAUGACCGAGGACACAGGGAUCUUGCGCACAGCCAAACUUUUCCAAGAUGGCGCCAACUUUCCAAUGAUGUUCUACGUGGAGGCACGCGAUAAUGACGGCCAAGAGUUGGGCUCACAUCAUACGCGCGCACGCAUAGUGAUCAAUCAGAUCACCGAUCAACAUCGCAUGUCUCUGGCUUUCUCCGAUUCAGCGCCCAAUGAGAUACGCAACCACUACAGUGCUUUGGAGGAGCUCUUGGAGGAGAAAACUAAUGGUCUUAUAAGCGGUAUUGAGCGUUUCAGCAAUCGCAAGCUCUUAACUGAGAACGGCACGGUUGUAGAAAAUCCAGCAGCCACAGAUGUGUGGUUCUAUUUAAUCGAUCCGAAGACGGAGCAAAUUUUGACACGCAAUGACACGACAGUACGUGAGGCGUUGUUAGAGUCAACAGCACGCGCUGAACUAAACUUUGCCGCUUCAGGUGUGGCGCAUGCAACCGCCGAGGGCAUUUAUGCCCCGAUCGAGAUGAAACAGCAGGUGCACAAGGUUAAGGCAGCCAUAGCAAUCAACGAUGAUGUCUUUCCCUACACACUCAUCGCCAUCUCGAUCAUCAUACUCAUACUCGGCACGAUCGGCAUUAUCUACAUCUGUAUUUCGUGGUCAAAAUACAAGAACUUCAAGCAACGCAUGCGUCAAUAUGCCGCGCCGAGUCCCUCACGCUACGAUCCGGUGAUUGUUAACUCUCAAGCGACAAACGCCGGCGACACAGUCGCCAACAUGAAAGAGUACGAGACCCAGGUGCUGGCCAUGGCCGUGCCACCGGAUGGUGAUGAUGAUCUACAACUGGACUUUAGCGCCAAGAAUCACGCUUUCUCCCUGGACAAUGUCAGUUAUAUAACGCACAAGGAGAACGGCACCAGCGGCGGUCAAGCGAGUCCUUCACAUUCGGAUGCCACCACAGCGACCAUAACCACUCUGCGACGCAACAAUAACAAUAACAAUCUCAACAAUAUGGCGCAUAAUAAUAGCAAUAGCAAUAAUAUCAACAACAACAACAACUUGAAUGGCAUGAAUAAUCGACAGAAUACAUUUAACCGCACGCUCGAGAUGAAUGCGCGCAACAACGCCAAUCCACUGGCGGCGGCCGCAAACGGCACAUUGCCCGGCACACUGACGCUGGGUCGUCUCAAGCAUCAAAAUGGCGGUAAUCACUAUCAGAAUGGUGGCUACAAGCUGGACGCUGUGAGCCGCAAUAAUCUAGCUAAUCUGCAGAAUAAUAGCUACAGUACGAUGGGUCGGCGGGGGAACACAUUUGGCGGGCCAAAUGGAUUGAACACCUUGAACGGGGAUGGCGGUGGCAACACUGGUGAACUGAUGACAAAUACGCUGGGUCGCAACAAUCAUCAGCAUCAUCAACACAAUAGUCGCGGUUAUGCGGAUGUGCCGAUUACGAAUCCACUUUUCCAACGCUCCAACGGUGACCUGAGCCACAUUAGCACCACCAACGAGAACGUCACCUUCGGCAAGCGUGACUACGGCCAACUGGGCUUCUCCUAUUUAAAUGAUUUGGAUCGCUCCGAAGUGGAGACUACAACGGAACUGUAAAAAA
Molecule: messenger RNA, 7098 nt
Organism: Ceratitis capitata (Mediterranean fruit fly)
Lineage: Eukaryota; Metazoa; Arthropoda; Insecta; Diptera; Tephritidae
Gene: Cad99C
Product: cadherin-99C
Exons: 13
Coding region: 1854-7094 (1746 amino acids)
Biological process (GO): homophilic cell-cell adhesion
Cellular component (GO): plasma membrane
Molecular function (GO): calcium ion binding
Source: RefSeq, a predicted model, not a curated record